CGGAGCAGGCACCCACCCCUCUUGCCGCUUCCAUUGCAUCCAUCACCGGACGCACCUCAUCGACGUCGGCCCAUCCGCCUCCUUUCCGCCCUUCUUCCCGUCCACUCCCCAGGCCCUCGGGUGCCUCCUCACCCGUCAUGGCGACCCAGCAAAGUCCGCCUUUCAAGGUGGACCGCUACGUGGUCAUUCACGUCGCGACCACCUGCGACGAGCACGGCGUUUAUGUGACCAAGGAUUCCGCCGAGGUCAUUGAGCUCGGUUGGAUCCUUUUGGAUGCCAACAACCUCGAGGAGAUUCAUAGAGAGAGCGUCCUCGUCAAGCCGGUCAACACCCCCAUUACUCCUCUCUGCACGAGCUUGACGACCCUCACGUGGGAACAUGUCCGUAACGCCGGCACCUUCAGGGAUGCCAUCAACCGCUUCGAUGCUUUUGCUUCCGAACACUUGACUGGCCCCAACCUCGAUUUCGUUUUCGUCACCCUCGAGGCUUGGGAUUUGCGCGUCCAGCUCCCUAGGGAAGCCCGUGACAAGGCCGUUGUCCUUCCCCCCUAUCUGCAGCACUCGCGCACUUUCGAUCUACGCACCGAAUACCAAAGAUGGCAGCAGCAUCACCCCGAGUCGCUGCCUUUCGGCCCCUCGUCGCUUGCUAACAUAUGCGCGGCCCUCGAGGUGGAGGCUGUGCAGAGCAGCGCUCCCAUCAAGCACAACCUGCCCUUCCACCUGCAGGCUCUUGCCCCCGCGUCUCCUCGCCGUGCCAUGGAGGAAGCUGUCACCCUUGCCCGUGUUUUGCGUAGCUUGAUUCGCAAGUCGCAGCCCGCUCAUGAGCAUCCUGAUGUGCUUACUCGGCCUAUGGAUGCCCGUGCUGACGUUCGUGCCUUCUUGUCGGAGCGCAGCAAGGUUUUGCACAUGUCCGGCUUGCCUCACGACACUACCCAGUCUGAGCUGGAGAGUUGGUUCACCCAGUACGGCGGUAGGCCCAUUGCGUUCUGGACUCUCCGUACUCCAGAGCAGCACAAGCCUACCGGAACCGGCUUCGCCGUCUUUUCUUCCCACGAAGAGGCCGCCGAAAGUCUUUGCAUGAACGGAAGGGCUUUGAACGAAAAGGCUAUUGAGGUGUCGCCCUCCUCUAGCAGGGUUCUCGAUCGCGCUUCCGAGAUCCUUACGCCCUUCCCCCCCAGCAAGAACCGCCCCAGACCUGGUGACUGGACGUGCCCUUCUUGCGGUUUCUCCAACUUCCAGCGCCGCACAGCCUGCUUCCGCUGCUCCUUCCCGGCUGUCAGUGCCGGUCCCACUGGCGAGAUGGGCUAUGGCUAUGGCUAUGGCCCCCCGGCUAUGAUGCCCGCUCCUCCUCACAUGGGCCAUCACGGUCACGGCGGUGGACACGGCCGUAUGGGCGGCUCUGGUGUCGUUCCGUUCCGUGCCGGUGACUGGAAGUGCGGCAACGAGGUUUGCGGGUACCACAACUUCGCCAAGAAUGUGUGCUGUCUUCGCUGUGGAGCGAGCCGUGCUGGCGCUGCUGUGGUCGCCGACUCGGGCUAUCCAUCUCCCCUGGACGCUCAAACCUCCUACGGCAUGAAUCAAGGAUCCAUGGGCGGCAACUCUGCCCCUGGUCCCUUUGCUUCCGCCGGUGGCUUUAACUCUGCGAGUGGAUAUGGCCAGCAUUUCGGUGGCCCGCCCAGCACCUACGCACUUCCCUCUGGCCUCGGUGGCGGUGCUGCCCCUUACCCUUCGCUGAACACCCAUUUCGGUCCCGCUCCUGGUUCUCACUCGGCUGGUCCUUUCGAUAGCCGUGCCGCCGAGGCCGCUUUCCAGUCUGCCAGCAACGGACCCGCCUCUGCCGGACCUGGAAACAACUUUUAUUCUCAGACUGAGAACGAUCCUUUUGCUUUCCUCUCCAGUGGCAUCGGCAGCCUCUCCGUGAGCAACCAGGAUGCUCGUCAGAACGGUGGCGCGGUUCCUGCCAGCAAGUCACCCGCGUAAAGGAACAACAACACAACUCUUCCCAGUGCCAAGCCGUACAACGGAUUGCUCACAUGGCAUCGAGCUUUCGAUUGUUUCUUCAGUUGUGAAUUUCACCGCGAACAAUUUUGGGAACGAGAA
This is a messenger RNA of Neurospora tetraspora, 2099 nucleotides long. RefSeq names its product ribonuclease H-like domain-containing protein. NCBI's taxonomy places the organism in Eukaryota, Fungi, Ascomycota, Sordariomycetes, Sordariales, Sordariaceae. The transcript is spliced from 4 exons. Bases 138 to 1979 code for a protein of 613 amino acids. The record is from RefSeq and is a predicted model, not a curated record. Gene Ontology annotation, molecular function: mRNA binding; 3'-5'-RNA exonuclease activity.